Arachis ipaensis is the source of this 2567-nucleotide messenger RNA. Its product is annotated as G-type lectin S-receptor-like serine/threonine-protein kinase At4g27290. Lineage: Eukaryota; Viridiplantae; Streptophyta; Magnoliopsida; Fabales; Fabaceae. Gene Ontology annotation, molecular function: ATP binding; protein serine/threonine kinase activity. The record is from RefSeq and is a predicted model, not a curated record. Gene Ontology annotation, biological process: protein phosphorylation; recognition of pollen. Gene Ontology annotation, cellular component: plasma membrane.
AAAAUAUGAACACCCAUUCAUAGCGGGCACAUACAAUGGCAAACUCUUUCUUUAAUAUGCCAAUUUCCGUCAUCACUUUCUUCUUCUUCUUCUUCUACCUCCUUCUCUUUACCAUCCCCAAAACCACUGCUGCAAACCACACCAUAUCUCACUCCCAGUCUCUAACCGAAAACCAAACCUUACUUUCCAUCAACACAACCUUCCAACUUGGUUUCUUCACUCCUAACAACUCUAAAAACCGCUACCUCGGCAUAUGGUACAACAAUCUCCCGGUUCAAACCGUGGUAUGGGUCGCGAACCGAGAGAAACCAAUCACAACAAACAUCCCUUCUGUUUUGAAGAUAAACACCACACAAAACAGCACCACACUUGUCGUCCUCCAGAACAACUCUGUUAUAUGGUCUACACCGCCGUCGAGACGCGCUUCCAAUCCGGUUCUUCAGCUACUGGACUCAGGGAACCUUGUUUUGAGAGAACAAGAUGAUAAAACUGAAAAGAACUAUUUAUGGCAGAGUUUUGAUUACCCUUCUGACACGCUUCUUUCAGGGAUGAAGCUAGGGAAGAACUUGAAAACCGGCCUGGAUCGACGCGUGACCGUGUGGAAAACCGUGGAUGAUCCUUCACUGGGAAACUUAACUUGGAUGAUGGAAGUUACAACCUGGCCACAUCCAAUACAAACAACAGGAUCAAAGAAACAAUUCGACAGUGGACCGUGGAAUGGAUUGGUCUACAGCAGCAUGCCAACCAGAGUUCGCCAACCAACUUUCGAUUAUGUCUAUGUCUCCAAUGAGGAUGAAGUUUACUUCAUGUUCCAUCUUGUUAACAACUCUGUUCCAACAAGAAUGGUGCUGGAUGCAACUUCUUACAAGCGUCAGUACUCGGUUUGGGACUACGGUUCGCAAGAAUGGAAGGCUUAUAACUCGCUGCCGCGAGAUUUUUGCGAGCAAUACGGCGUUUGCGGCCCCAAUGGGAACUGUGAUUUGUCAAAGUUGCCUGCUCAGGCAUGUGAUUGUUUGAGAGGGUUUAGGCCCAGUAUGAAAAGAUGAAAGUGCCUGAUACUGUGAAUUGUUGGUACCUGAAUGAGAGCAUGAAUCUUGAUGAGUGCAGAACGAAAUGUUUGGGGAAUUGUUCUUGUGUGGCUUAUACGAAUUCGGAUAUUAGAGGUGAAGGUAGUGGUUGUGCUUUGUGGUCUGGUGAUCUUUACGAUUUGAGGAUUUUACCAGAUGCAGGCCAAGAUUUGUACAUUAGAGUGCCAGCUUCAGAGUUAGAUUCAAACAAUGGACGAAAGGUCAAGAUAGGAGUUGGAGUUGGAGUCUCAGUUGGCGUAUUAUGUGGCCUUCUCUUAGCAUUCUGUUUGAUAUGGAAAAGGCGAAAAAGGGCCACUCUGAAAGAUCAUGUAGAGACUAAUGCAGCAUUAAAGGAUCAGUCCAAGGAAGAACAAGAGGAAGAUCCAGAGGUUCCAUUAUAUGACCUAUCAGUUAUAGCUUCUUCCACUGAUAACUUUUCAGACAAAAAUAAGCUUGGAGAAGGUGGUUUUGGACCUGUGUUUAAGGGAACAUUAGAAAAUGGGCAAAGAAUUGCAGUUAAGAGACUUUCAGUUAGUUCCGGACAAGGGAUCAAGGAAUUUAAGAAUGAAAUUGCCUUGAUAGCCAAACUUCAGCAUCGUAAUCUUGUAAAGCUUCAUGGAUAUUGCAUUCAAAAUGAAGAGAAAUUACUUAUAUACGAAUAUAUGCCUAAUAAAAGUUUGGAUUUCUUUAUAUUUGAUCAAACACAAAGAACAGUAUUGGAUUGGCCAAGACGAUUUCAUAUAAUUUGUGGCAUUGCAAGAGGUCUUCUUUAUCUUCAUCAAGAUUCAAGACUUAGAAUAAUUCAUAGAGAUCUUAAAGCAAGUAAUGUUUUACUAGACGAUGAGAUGAAUCCUAAAAUAUCAGACUUUGGAUUAGCUAGAAUUUUGGGAGGAGACCAAACUGCAGAUUCUACACGUCGGGUGGUUGGAACUUAUGGAUACAUAGCACCAGAAUACGCGAUAGAUGGAAACUUCUCAAUAAAAUCAGACGUAUUUAGCUUUGGUGUUUUGCUGUUGGAGAUAAUAUCAGGAAGGAAAAACAGAGGAGAACACAAUCAAAAAGAAAGUACAAGCCUUAUUGGACAUGCAUGGAAUUUAUGGAUACAAGAGAGGCCAUUGGACUUGGUUGGUGAAUACCUGAAAGAAUCUUGUAAUGCUUCUGAAGCAUUGCGUUGCAUUCAUAUUAGUUUCCUGUGUCUGCAGCAGCAUCCACAUGACAGGCCAGAGAUGUCAUCUGUAAUUUUGAUGUUGGGUAGUGAAAUUGGUUUGCCUAAGCCAAAACAACCGGCUCUAUUUGUUAGAGAAUAUUCUUCUUCUAAUAAGGAUUAUUCUUCAUCAAAUAAGAGUAAUUUAGCUUCUGUCAAUGAAUUAAGUAUCUCCAAUGUAGAAGCUCGUUAGGGAGUAUAUAUAUUGUGUAGCAAAAUAAGAGCAGAUUAAAUGGCUUUGUACUGUAACGAUGACCAGUUAAUUUCGGUGUUAUGUAAUUUCCUUCCUUUCCUUC